Carcharodon carcharias (great white shark) is the source of this 1266-nucleotide messenger RNA. Its product is annotated as vitamin K-dependent protein C-like. Lineage: Eukaryota; Metazoa; Chordata; Chondrichthyes; Lamniformes; Lamnidae. The record is from RefSeq and is a predicted model, not a curated record. The coding region runs from base 270 to 1022 and encodes 250 amino acids. Gene Ontology annotation, biological process: proteolysis. The transcript has 5 exons. Gene Ontology annotation, molecular function: serine-type endopeptidase activity.
UCUUCAGCUAUCACAGGAUUUCCAUUGAAACAUCAUGGACAAUACUACUGAAGACUUUAUUGGUGGCAACAAACUGCUCUGACAAUCAUGGUUACUGUGCCCAUUUCUGCCGUGAAAUUCCGGAGAGAAAUAGACGGGAAUGCUCUUGUGCAAGUGGCUACAAACUAAGUGAGGACGGACUCUUCUGCAAUGCAACAGAUGAAUAUGCUUGUGGGCAGCUCAAAGGAAUUGAAAGGUCACGGGACCCUCAAUCCAGAAAUGGUGGGGUAAUGAAGAAAGGAGGGAUUGAAGAGAUAUCAAACCCUCGAAUCACAAAAGGGAGAUUAAUGCCGAAAGGAGGCAGCCCAUGGCAGGUCCUUCUAAUGAAUGUGAAGGGGAUAUUCAUCUGCGGAGGAGUACUGAUUCAUCGGUUUUGGGUGCUGACUGCUGCUCAUUGUGUAUUUGAAGGAGGACGAUUUAAAGUCAAACUUGGUGAGCAUAACCGAACAGUCAAUGAAAACACUGAGGACACUAUUCCAAUAAGCACUGUGUACAUCCACCCUAACUUCAGUUAUGCAAAGAUGGACAGUGACAUUGCUCUCCUCCAACUAGCUGAAGCUGCCAUCUUCAGUAAUUACAUUAUACCAGUGUGCCUGCCCACUAAAAAGAUGGCAGAGAUAAAGCUACUUGUUCCAGGUAAAGAAGUGUUGGUUUCAGGAUGGGGCGCUAUGGAUGAAAGUGAUCAUAACAUCCGCCCUAGUACUCUAUUAUUCAUCAAUAUCAAAUUGACCUCCCACAAGACGUGUAAGAAGUCCUUAGGCAACAAACUCACAAGCAACAUGAUUUGUGCAGGAACCCCAAGUUCUGGAAGAGAUGCCUGCAAAGGAGACAGUGGUGGACCUAUGGUCACUUUAUUGAAUGGCACGUGGUUUCUACUGGGGCUGGUCAGCUGGGGAGAAGGCUGUGGUCGCUACCAAACAUUUGGUGUUUACACAAAAGUGGCCAAUUACAUAGACUGGAUAUAUUCACUGACUAAUAACUAACUUUGUCCAAAUCAACUUUAUACUAAGCUAAUUGAUCUGAAGCAGAAAUUGACCAUUCUGAUGACAUUCCAAUGUGCCUUAAAUUGCAUUAAAUUAGAUUGGAGAUCUAUUUCAAGCUUAGUUAGGCGUGAGAUGCUAUAUAUAUUGCACUAAUUUGGUGACAACGUACCAUUUGACUUAUACUCAAAUACAGCUUGUGCAUAAUGUCUUAUGGUAAUUGAUUACAAUGAUCUGUAACUCAGUC